GCCGACGAGUACAUGCGUCUACGUCUCUCGCGUAACGACCGCUACUACGACUCCGGCGCAACUUGCGAUGUUUGGACUGUUUCAGCUUCAGUGAAUUUGUGCUACGAUUUAUAGAACUUUUUUCGAACUAUUCAUUUGUUAAGUGUUGUGAACUAAGUGCAAGAUGCUAGUGGAGGAUUCUCAGAUGUCUCGCGCUCUGAUGUCGAAGAAGUAUGCGCACUGUCCGCUCAAGAAGCGGCCGGUGUUGGUGCGGGAGGAGCGGCCAGCGACACCGCCCACCACGCCGCCGCACCCCGCCCACCUCGCCACGAGACUUUACCAUGAUUAUCAUUAUGAUAAUGAAAACGAUGAACCAGAAAACUUGAGUACAAAACCAGAAGAUUUGUCAAAGACUGGAAAUUACCCAAGCAAAGCCUCAUCACCGGUAGCUGCUACCGCCGUAAAGAUGGAGCCCCGGGAAUGGCCUCAACACCAACUGGACUAUUUGGCGGCUUGCCGCGCCCGCCUUGAGCCAGCGCCGGCUGAGCUCGCCCGCCCUACACCACAAUACGCCUACCUGCCUACACUAUACGCACCGUACCCCAUGGAGGAGUUGUACCCAGCUGCACCAGCUCUAUCGCCCCCUGCGCACCCGCAGCUCUACUCUCACUACUCGCCAGCAUCACCGCCGUCCUCCAUCUCACCUCCACCAUGCCCAGAAGACCUACGAUCCCCUGGGUCUGUCUCCUCAGACUCUGGCGUGUCUGUAUCAGCUCCCCGACGCCCGCGUUAUCAGUGCCCAGAUUGUGCUAAAUCCUAUUCAACCUACUCCGGACUCUCAAAACACCAGCAGUACCACUGUGCCGCGGCUGAAGGCAGUCUAGCAAGAAAAUCAUUCAGCUGCAAAUACUGCGCCAAAGUGUACACGUCUCUGGGUGCGCUUAAAAUGCAUAUCCGCACCCAUACUUUACCCUGCAAAUGCCACUUAUGUGGGAAAGCAUUCUCAAGGCCCUGGCUACUGCAAGGGCACAUCCGCACCCACACUGGAGAGAAACCUUUCUCUUGCCAUCACUGCCGCCGUGCCUUUGCUGACCGCUCCAACUUGAGGGCACAUCUACAAACUCACUCUGAUGUCAAGAAAUACUCUUGCUCCGGCUGUGGCAAAACGUUUUCCCGCAUGUCUCUCCUGAGCAAACAUUUGGAAGGAGGCUGCGGCACUCCUGGGAGCGCCCCGUACGAGUACCGCCCGGAAGGGCUGCCUUCACCGCACGCGCACCCCUCAAUGCCACCCACCACAGUUCAUGCCUAUUAGUAAGACUGAGUUCCGCAGGAUCCACGAUCUCGUUCCCUAGAUGUUAAAUCCACUAACACUCGCUGUUAUCUCUGAAAUUCCUGAUUAUUUAAAACUAUAAAUUAUUGUAAAUGUUCUCAAAAUAAUUUUGUGUGCAUACAAGGUUAAAGACUUAAGUAUUUUAUAGGGACCAAUGUACAUUUAGAUUUCUAAAUUAGUUUAGAAUAAGACUUAGAGUAAGAUAUAUUUUCAGUUGCGACUGCCGCAACUUUGCUAGUCAUGUGGCAUUUGCCAAGUGUCAUACACUUAUUAAAACUUUUAUUUGUAUUUUAAGCCAUGUAUAAAGUGCCUUAAUUAUAAAAAAAUGAUUAAUAUAUUUCUCGAAAAUUAUAACAGUAUGUUGCAAGACGCUAUAAUUAUAAUAUAAUGACAUUAUGAAAAUAGUACCUAUUGAUGAGGCUAUAUGAGCCGAUUGCCGUAUCGCGUUCCUUUCUGUUACCUCUUAUACACGGAAAAUAAAACUCUUUAAAUUAA
Molecule: messenger RNA, 1804 nt
Organism: Ostrinia nubilalis (European corn borer)
Lineage: Eukaryota; Metazoa; Arthropoda; Insecta; Lepidoptera; Crambidae
Product: zinc finger protein SNAI2-like
Exons: 2
Coding region: 164-1291 (375 amino acids)
Biological process (GO): regulation of DNA-templated transcription
Molecular function (GO): RNA polymerase II cis-regulatory region sequence-specific DNA binding; DNA-binding transcription factor activity, RNA polymerase II-specific
Source: RefSeq, a predicted model, not a curated record